Molecule: messenger RNA, 804 nt
Organism: Serpula lacrymans var. lacrymans S7.9
Lineage: Eukaryota; Fungi; Basidiomycota; Agaricomycetes; Boletales; Serpulaceae
Exons: 3
Coding region: 430-804 (124 amino acids)
Source: RefSeq, a predicted model, not a curated record
AACCCGAAUAUCACCAUCGUCGCUCCCCACCUCUCAAUCGACACGCCAUCGAUCAGCUCGACGUUUUUCUGUUCUUUUCCUAGUCCAUGGAAUCACACCGUACCAUAUCAGGCAACUCUCGUUUGACAGACAGACUUCAAGCAUCGGGGCUCAAGAUAGAUAGAUUCAGAUAGACAGGUCGACCCCUGCCUUCCCUUCCCUUCCCUUCCCUGCCUCUCCUCACUUCUAUUCCCCACUGGGCCAUAGCAAUGCAUCAUGCCAUCACCCAUCACGGGGUCCCGCAUCACGCAGCGCCCAACGCAAAACACAGUAUUACUCUAUCCACCCCCAGUCCCAUCGUCACGCCAACUGCGAUGAUCAGUCUUCUCAGCUCAGAAUAGGCGGUAGAGGGAGAGCGCGCCGCACGCCCGGUUGGGUGGUCGAUGCCUGAUGAUGGUGAUGAUCGACAAAGACAAAGACAAAGACAAAGACAAAGACAAAGACAAAGACGCCGGCGAUGACGAUCAAAGCGAAGCUCUGGAAGCUUGGGAUCAAAGCGCCGAGCAGAAACACGUCGACCGUCAACAUCGUUCAGGAUAUCUGUCAUGCCAUCAUCACUAUCGCACCUCUGAGUCUCUGAGUGUGUUGAACCACGACUACGGCCACGAUAAUGGCCCAAGACUCAAGAGCAAGACCCAGGCGCAAUACCAAGACCCAAGACCACCCAAGAGCAAAUACCAAGACCCGAGACCCAAGACCACAACACCACCGAACCCCAUCAAGGCACACGCGCCAAACGAACCAAUACUGACCCGCUCAUCCUGA